UCUUCUUCGCCUCCCUCACUCCUCCUUCCGUACCAGAAUUUACUCUGCCGCCAAGCAAUCCACAUCCGCCCUCCGGUCUCGCGAGCCAACGGAUCCAACGCCCGCUGGAACGCCGUCUCGAUCGCCCGCGAAGCUCUCCGGGAUCCGCCUCACGCUCAACGCCCGUUUGGUUGCUGGUACCCUGUCUCGUUUCUUGAAUCUUGUCCGCGCGCGUGCUAGUCUCCAGGAUCUCGUUUCUUGAAUCGAUUUGACUUACGGUUUCUUGUCGAUUUCUGGUCGAUUUCCGGGUGGAAUUGAAUCGCUCUGUUUGCCCUAAUCCUGUUUUUAACAAUACGAUUGCUAUUUCUUGCCGUUCUUGAUGAUGCUGACCGACAUGUCGUCACCAGAGAGGAGCAGCGGGCGAUGUUCACCACCGUGGCCGCCGCUCCAGGAGGCCGGCUCGAGCCCCUACAUGCCGUCGCUCUGCUCGCCGUCCGGCAGCCCUGCCGUCAAGCGCUAUGGCGACAGGUUCAUCCCCAACAGGUCCGCGAUGGACAUGGACAUGGCGCACUACCUUCUGACGGAGCCGAGGAAGGACAAGGAGAACGCGGCGAUGGCGUCGCCGGCCAAGGAGGCGUAUCGGAGACUGCUACCCGAGAAGCUGCUCAACAACCGCACCAGGAUCCUCGCAUUCCAGAACAGGCUGCCCGAGCCUGCGAACAGCUUCCUCGCAGAGCUGCAUGCUGAUGUGGCUUCCAUCCAGGACAAACCGGUGAAGCCGCGUCGAUACAUCCCUCAGACUUACAAUGGGCACGAGCGGGAGGUGUGUGGACUUAAGUGGUCAGAAUCAGGCCAGAAGCUGGCCAGCGGUGGGAAUGACAACCUCCUCCACAUAUGGGAUGUGUCUAUGGCAUCAUCUGCACAGUCUACAGGUCGCACCCAAUGGUUACACAGGCUUGACGACCACUUGGCUGCUGUGAAGGCGCUUGCAUGGUGCCCAUUCCAGAGCAACCUGCUGGCAUCCGGCGCUGGCGUAAAUGACCGAUGCAUCAAGUUUUGGAACACACAAACUGGCGCAUGCCUUAACUCUGUCGACACUGGGUCACAAGUGUGUGCACUGCUCUGGAACAAGAAUGACAGAGAGCUGUUGAGCUCGCAUGGAUUCAUGCAGUAUCAGCUCACCCUAUGGAAGUAUCCGUCGAUGGUUAAGAUGGCUGAACUCAAUGGCCAUACUUACCCUGUCCUCUACAUGGCCCAGAGCCCUGAUGGUUGCACAGUGGCAUCUGCUGCGACAGAUGAGGAACUGCGGAUCUGGAACGUUUUCGGGACUUCUGAUGCUCCAAAGGCUACAGUCUACAGGGGAACAAUUAAUAGUUACAAUCACAUCCGCUAGAGAGAAGUCCAUAUCAUAACUCUGAACUACCACCAAAGUCUAAUAUCCAAACCCCAAACUUCAAAACCGUCCACUUUAGUAUGCUGGUAAAUUAUAUUAGUUGCUACUUUUACAUUGAUCCAGAUGAACGUCAAGACCAGUUUGAUGUAUUAUACAUAUAGAUGUCGGUGAUAUAUAGUAUUUUUUUGUAAUGAAUUGUGCAGGCAUGUGCCGUCCGAGAGUAUUCAAACUGUUGCCUCUCAAACUAUCUUGUGAUUUUCCUAUUGACUCUGGUUUUGCUGUUGACAUAUGAGAGGCCUGGAGGCGCUUCUCUUUUGGUUGCCUUCUUUAUGCAAGUUCAAGCCAUCAUGAUCUGUGACCACUAUUUGAUUAUGUUAUUCUUUACAGGAAAUACAACUUGCUUCUGCAAUGGAACUUGGAUAUUUCCACCAGAAAUCUAGCUCAGCAAAAUUGGAGCAGAGCUUUACCUUCAGGUUAGAUGUUUUCAGCUUCAAAUGUUGGAGGAUCUGAUCUGAUCAAGAACUCUGGCUGAACUGCCUCGAAGAAGUAUGGAUCUUGGGCUUUGUAGGAACUGAGCAUGAAAUCGCUCUUUUGAAACGGUUAUUCAGUUGGGCAACAGUUCUAAAAAGGAUGAUGGUAACAGUCCAUGGCUCCAUCACUGAGAGCAAGGGCAAAGAGCUACGCCAGUUGUUACUAAGCUUGUCCAAAUAUAUAUGCAUGUUAGCAUGCAACGGUCCAUCUUGACAAAGGUUUUAUACUGUAUGUUCUAAGACAAGGCACCAACUUUGUUCGCUUGCACUAGUUGUCAAGUGGAGCAACGGUAGUUUUGCGAGAGCAGACUCUUUUAUUGCCUGAUUGGAUUGUCGUUUUCCACACUUUUUUACACCAGUAAAAUAUACAGACAUCAAUCCUUCAUUUUUUUCCAGUUGGAAAUCACAUAUUCUCCAAGCAUGAUUAUUUUUUAUUGAAAAAUACAAUUGACUCUCCAAGAAUUAACACAUAUUAU
Messenger RNA from Triticum aestivum (bread wheat), 2378 nucleotides. Its product is annotated as cell division cycle 20.5, cofactor of APC complex. Lineage: Eukaryota; Viridiplantae; Streptophyta; Magnoliopsida; Poales; Poaceae. Gene Ontology annotation, biological process: positive regulation of anaphase-promoting complex-dependent catabolic process; positive regulation of ubiquitin protein ligase activity; anaphase-promoting complex-dependent catabolic process. The coding region runs from base 359 to 1372 and encodes 337 amino acids. The record is from RefSeq and is a predicted model, not a curated record. Gene Ontology annotation, molecular function: anaphase-promoting complex binding; ubiquitin ligase activator activity; protein binding. Gene Ontology annotation, cellular component: anaphase-promoting complex. The transcript has 5 exons.